Molecule: messenger RNA, 678 nt
Organism: Meloidogyne enterolobii
Lineage: Eukaryota; Metazoa; Nematoda; Chromadorea; Rhabditida; Meloidogynidae
Source: the annotation of a GenBank genome assembly
AAAAUGUAUUUAUUUCUAAACAUUUUCUUUAUUAUAUUAACGUGUGUCCAAGGACAAGACGAACUUUUUGAGAAAUACGAUGAGGAUAAUAAUGAACGUCUUAACCCCAUUGAAUUCGGUAAAUUUCUCAAUGAAAAAAUGAAAGGAAUGCGUGGAGGUAAAGGAAAGGAUACGGAUGAUGAUUUUUCCCCCAAUUCAAUGCCAAACCUAGAAAUAUUUAAAGGAAUUGACACAAACAAGGAUGGAGAGAUUGAUGAUGAUGAAUUUGAAGCACAACGUGAAUUGUUUGAUUUUUUGGGUAGAAUGCCUAAUUUGGAUGAUGAUGAUGAGGAAUUGGAUGAGAAAGAAAUUGUUGAUCGUUUGGUAGAAGAAAGUGUUAGGGAAAUGGGUAAUGAAAAAAUGGAAAAAGAUAAAUCAGAAAAUCAAAAUGAGAAAAAUGGUAAAGUUGAAAACAAUUUAAAAGAAAAAGUUAACGAUAAAAACCAAGAUGAGAAAAAUAAAAUUAACGAAAAUGAAGGAAAUACUUUGAACGAUUCGAAAAACUUGAAAAAAUCUGAAGACUUUGUUAAGUGCUCCAAAAAGGAUGAACAAUGUAGUGCUUCAAAAGAAGAUGAAAUUAUUGAAGAGGGUUUGGAAGAUAAUAAAGUUGAUUCUUUGGAUAAAAAGACAGAACUUUGA